Messenger RNA from Notechis scutatus (mainland tiger snake), 2620 nucleotides. It is a transcript of the gene RMND1, whose product is annotated as required for meiotic nuclear division 1 homolog. Gene Ontology annotation, biological process: positive regulation of mitochondrial translation. NCBI's taxonomy places the organism in Eukaryota, Metazoa, Chordata, Lepidosauria, Squamata, Elapidae. The record is from RefSeq and is a predicted model, not a curated record.
GGCGAGCCGGAGAACAUGAUUGGACAAAGCCAGCACGUGGAGGACGGGGCAGAAAUCGGUGCGGUGUUUUGCAGCUCUUAAGAGGCGCGAGUGGGUUUGGCGUUCAGAGACCAAGAGUCCAGCCUCUCUUUUCCUACCACCAUUGAUUGGCCCCACUCAGGAAAGAAAGAAAGAAAACAACUAAAGGAUAAUCAUGGGUAACGGGAUUGAAGGCUGCUGUGAGGUCCAGCAAUACAAGGACGGUCACGCUCCUCCCUACACAUCCUACAAAAGUUAACUAAAAUUAAUGUUCUGUAAUUAUCUUAUUUGAGUCUCAAUGAAAAGAUGGCACUGAAACUACUGGGAUUCCUGGCUAGAUCUUCAUAUACAAUAAGCCAGUGCCGAUACAUCCCUACUUAUGGAUAUUUAGCAUCAAGCAACAACUUGCUAUCAGUAAAUAGAUAUCUCAGGCGAUGCAUCCCAGAGGCAACUUCUAAUUUUACUAGCAAUUGCAUGGACAAUUCAAACUGGUUUAGUCCACAAACUACUAUUGGUGCUACAGCAAAAAGAAUUAAUUACUUGACUAUGGAUGCUUGUCCUUCAUCCAGAGAACUUCAUCCUCUUAAAGCUUCAAUUUUUAAACAGAAGUUAAAACAUAUAAGGAUACUUACACCAAAUAGACAUUAUUCAGUUUUAUCGCCUAGUAAAGUUCAACCAAAUCAAGAUAUUGUACCAGUUAAGCGUCUACCAAAAGCGUCGAGGACCAAGCAGCCAUCAAGAAUUAAUCUGCCAUUACCAUCUGAAGCUCAGGAUGUGAUGCAAUGUAUAGCCUUUGCAACAGCAGAUGCCUAUCAUCUUGGUAAUUUAUGCCUUGACCUGGUCUCAUCUGGAUAUGUUGAAAUCACAUUACCUAGAGAUGCAGCAAAUGUUUUGGUGGUUGGCACAGAAAGGACAGCCAAAGAUCAUGAUUUGGGGAUCAUAUUUUUCUUCAAGGAAGGGUCUGUUGUGUUUUGGAAUGUUGAAGAAAAAACAAUAAAGAAUAUUUUUCAAAAGCUGGAAAAACAUGAGAUCCAGCCUUAUGAAAUUGCAUUAGUUCACUGGGAAAAUGAAGAGAUCAGCUAUAGAAGAGGAGAAGGGCAGUCAAAACUUCAUAGAGGAGAAAUCUUGAUAAAUUCAGAAUUAGAAAUGGAUGAAUUCAUUUUAGAGAAGUUUGCUUUUUCCAAUGCUCUCUGCCUUUCUGUAAAACUGGCCAUUUGGGAAGCAUCACUGGAUAAUUUUGUAGAAUCUAUCCAAUCAAUACCUGAGAUGCUUAAAUUAAGAAAGAAACUGAAACUCUCUCAUGCUGAUGUUAUGCAGAAAAUUGGGGAACUGUUUGCCUUGAGGCAUCAUAUAAAUCUGAGUUCUGAUCUGUUGAUUACCCCAGAUUUCUACUGGGACAGAGAACAUCUUGAACAACUGUAUGAUAAAAUGUAUCGGUUUCUUAGUAUUGAUCGCAGAGUUAAGGUAGUAAAUGAAAAGCUCCAGCAGUGCACAGAACUGACAGAUCUGAUGAGAAAUCAUUUGAAUGAAAAACAUGCUCUGCGGUUGGAAUGGAUGAUAGUGAUACUCAUCACAAUAGAGGUCAUGUUUGAACUUGGAAGAGUGUUUUUCUGAUACCAGGAGUACAUUACAACAGACAUUUUACAAGACUAGUCGUUAUCUGAGCAACAGGUUUAUUAGACUUCAAUUUUGUCCAUUUUAGAAAGCAAGCAAAUGUCAUGAUAAAUUUAUGGACAUUUGCUACAAAAUGUUGGGAGUCAUUGCAUUUAAUUUCAUAUUUCAUUACUAUGUUUUCUUGGAAUUCAUGGUGUAAAAGCAUUAUGAGGCUGGUUUUCUAUCUUAUGGAUACAGAUUAUCUGUUACAGGAAAAGGAUGUACGUACAGUAUAUACGAUACUGUUUUCUGUAUAUAAGCUGUACAUUUUUUCACAAUACGUUCAAUAGAAUUAAGAAAAAAUAUGUAUAUAAUAUGCCAUUAUGUAUAUGGGGAGCCAAUGCAUAGAAAAUGAACAAUUCUAAUAUUGUUCAUUUAUGAAGGAAGAGUUAAAAUUAAAAAUAAUCUUCAGCUCAAACAGUCACUGUCUUUGAAAUUGCUUAACACAAAGAUUUUAUAAAUGCAGACAUGUUUCUUCAAGAAGCAAGAGAAAUUUAAUCAAAGCAAUGUCUUUGACCAUAUUGCCUUAGACAAAUUUUCCUCAGUAACCAUUAUGCAUGUAUGAACACCAACUGAAAAGCUGUGAAAUAAAAUAAUGGUUGUAAGAAAUGCAUUGAUUUCUUUGAAGCAAGAUUAAGGUCUCUCAAAUCCAAAACCUUUUGACUAGAUACACCAGAAAACUCAUGAAAGCUUUAACUUAUGUACCCAGGAUCUGGUUCUCAACUAACUUUCCAAAAUGUAUCAUGAAUAUUGUCAAAUUUUAACAUUUUUGUAAGAGUUUAAAAGAAGUUUGUUCUUUAGUUUCAGAAAGUGGGAAGAAUGUUUGUAAAUGAACCUACUGCUGAAAUUUUAUGAUGGGAAACAAUAUGAUAACUAUUAAUAGCUUUGUUUUUCAUACAGUGCACAUUUUUAAAAUAAAAAGCCCAAAGCAUUUGUGAGGAAGGUACAU